This is a messenger RNA of Penicillium cinerascens, 681 nucleotides long. Its product is annotated as SDR family oxidoreductase. The coding region runs from base 1 to 681 and encodes 226 amino acids. The transcript has a single exon. NCBI's taxonomy places the organism in Eukaryota, Fungi, Ascomycota, Eurotiomycetes, Eurotiales, Aspergillaceae. Gene Ontology annotation, molecular function: oxidoreductase activity, acting on the CH-OH group of donors, NAD or NADP as acceptor. The record is from RefSeq and is a predicted model, not a curated record.
AUGCCGCACCAAGUUACUCUCGUCAUUGGGGCGUCACGAGGAAUUGGCCGUGAAUUCGUCAGUCAACUCAGUCGAGAUCCAACACACCGGGUCAUUGCCGGUGUGCGCAAACCGGUUGAUUUCGACAGUUCCAAUGUCGUCCCGAUAUUGCUCGAUCAGUCCGAUCCUGAAUCUGUUACUAGGGCAGGGACUCAGGUCUCUGAAAUCGACACACUUAUUAUCAAUGCCGCCAUCGGCGCCGACGAAUAUCUCUUAAGCACGGAUGAUGAGCGACUUCGUGAAUAUUAUGACACGAACGUGAUUGGGCCUUUACGGGUCGUUCGCGCAUUUCUCCCUGCGCUUAAGGCUCGGAACACUCGACAGAUCGUUUUCAUUUCAUCUGAAUCUGGAUCCCUCUCUCAGCAGAUAAACGCCAAGGGUGGUUUUCGGGGGCCUUAUGCUGUUUCUAAAGCAGCUGGAAACAUGAUCGUGGUGCAGCUGCACAAUGAACUCCAUGAUCAAGGCUUCACAGUGGCCGCAAUUCACCCCGGUUGGGUUGCAACGGACAUGGGGAAUGCUACUGGUCCUGGGGGUAUGCCCAUCCCUGAAUCGGUGAAAGGCCAGUUAGAUGUUAUUGUAAAGUUGGAACACAAUGCGUCCGCUACUUUUUUCGCCUGGGAUGGGUCUAUCGUGCCCUGGUAA